Carassius gibelio (silver crucian carp) is the source of this 2057-nucleotide messenger RNA. RefSeq names its product syntaxin-3-like. The transcript is spliced from 11 exons. The record is from RefSeq and is a predicted model, not a curated record. NCBI's taxonomy places the organism in Eukaryota, Metazoa, Chordata, Actinopteri, Cypriniformes, Cyprinidae. Gene Ontology annotation, cellular component: SNARE complex; endomembrane system; presynaptic active zone membrane. Bases 335 to 1192 code for a protein of 285 amino acids. Gene Ontology annotation, biological process: synaptic vesicle fusion to presynaptic active zone membrane; intracellular protein transport; exocytic insertion of neurotransmitter receptor to postsynaptic membrane. Gene Ontology annotation, molecular function: SNARE binding; SNAP receptor activity.
UCUAAUCCGCUCUGAGAGGAUAGGCUUAGACCACUAGAAGACAAGAACGACACUGGCGUAGUUUGACUCUAUUUUAUUUUUACAUAAAGAAGAACGCUAUUCUUUUUUUAAUAUAAAAACAUUAUUACUUAUUUAUUAUUCUUUUUUAUUCAUUUUCCCCUUGAGUUUUUACAAUUAGAAUCCCGAGCUGUUCUAAACUUGGUGUGUUCAUGCUGUAGUCGAGAUGGUUUCUUUUUAUCCGAUCUGAAAACAUCGUUGCUCUUUCGACUGCUCUUCUACACUUACAAUACAGCAGUUUGAAAUCCUUUACGUCUCAUAACACAUUGAACCAAAGAUGAAGGACCGACUGGAACAGCUAAAAGCGAAGUCAGACCAAACUCCUGAUGAUGUGGAAAUUACAGUGGAAAAAAAAGAGUUUAUGGAUGAGUUCUUUGCUCAGAUUGAAGAAAUCCGCACCAGUAUAGACAAGAUUGAUGAAAAUAUAGGCGAGAUAAAGCGACUGUAUUCUGUCAUCCUCUCUGCUCCUACAUCAGACCAGAAGACACAGGAUGAAUUGGAGGCAAUUACUAAUGAGAUAAAGAAACUGGCCAACAAUGCUCGCAACAAACUCAAAAGCAUUGAGCAGAUUUUGGCAUCUAACACCGAGGAGAGGAUUUCAGCAGAUAUGCGGAUAAAGAAAUCCCAGCAAGCCAUUCUUGCUAAGAAGUUUGUAGAGGUGAUGACCAAAUACAAUGAAGCCCAAGUGGAGUUUAGAGAAAAGAGCAAAGGGCGCAUCCAAAGACAGCUGGAGAUCACUGGCAAAGCCACUACUGAUGAAGAACUGGAGGAAAUGCUGGAUGGAGGAAACGCUGCAGUAUUCACAGCAGGAAUUAUGGACUCUGGGAUAUCAAAACAGGCACUAAGUGAGAUUGAGGCACGACACAAAGAUAUUAUGCGACUGGAGAGCAGCAUAAAAGAGUUGCAUGACAUGUUUGUGGACAUUGCAAUGCUGGUGGAGAAUCAGGGAAGCAUAAUUGAAAGGAUUGAGAGCAACAUGGACCAGUCGGUGGGUUUUGUAGAAAGAGCUGUGGCUGACACCAAAAAGGCUGCCAAGUUCCAACAAGAAGCACGCAGGAAGAAAAUGAUGAUCAUGGUGUGUUGCACAAUUCUUGCGGUCAUCUGUGGUUCUCUGCUGUACAGCUGGCUGACAUAAACAUCAAGGUGAAGAAGUUGUCUACUUAUCCAAGUCAUGUUUUGAUCAAGAAUCAAGGGACACAUCUUAGUGCCGACAAACCCAAAACAUCCCUACACAAAUACAACAUGUUUUCCAGUGCUUGUUCAUCUAAAUUUCCCCCUUUCUUUUUUCUUUUUCUUUUUGUUUAUUUAUUUUAUUAUUAUAAUUUUUUUGUCUUUUAUGUUCUUCCUGUCCUAUCAGUUGACUGUGCACUGUUAGAGGCAUCAAAUGUGACAUGCAAUCUAUAUUUUAAUUUUAAGCCUGUGGUAUGAAAUAUUGCUUUUAUUUAAUUAAUUGUUUUCUGGGAACUUAUGAUAAACUAUACAUGCCAGCUGAAAAAAACAGACAAAAAACAGCUGAAAUCAGCCUAAGCCGUUCUUCCAGCCUGGUUCUUGCUGGUCAGGCUUGGAGACCAGCUAAAACCAGCUAAGACCAGCCAACCAGCUUAGUUGUAGCGUUUUAUUUUUAGCAGGGAUAAAUUGUGUUUUUUGAGGCCUCAUUUUUUGGAACUGACAAGGGGAAAACUAUACACUACCACUUACAAAUAUUUGUCCUUGUUGAAAAAAAUACCCACAUUAAUUCUUAAAUAUUCAUAUAAUGUUUUAUUUUAGCAUAAGUCCAAAUUGUUUUACGUUUUUCAUUGAGGGUAAUAUAUUUACUUACCAUUUGCUUAUUAAGUGUAGAUGAGUAGCACUUAGUUGAUUUAUUUCGUAUGUUUAGCUGGUAUUUUCUUUUAUGUACGUGAUAAUAGUACUGCAUUUUUGAGACACUUUAAGUUUAACUCUGCAGUAGUCUGGUUUGAAAUGUUUAGAUUAAUUGUGAUUAAAAGACCGGAGCUGAAUAA